Molecule: messenger RNA, 5912 nt
Organism: Megalopta genalis
Lineage: Eukaryota; Metazoa; Arthropoda; Insecta; Hymenoptera; Halictidae
Gene: put
Product: activin A receptor type 2 punt
Biological process (GO): protein phosphorylation; cellular response to growth factor stimulus; activin receptor signaling pathway
Cellular component (GO): plasma membrane; activin receptor complex
Molecular function (GO): activin binding; ATP binding; metal ion binding
Source: RefSeq, a predicted model, not a curated record
UGAUCCAUUAGUUUAUGAUCCAUCUUGCCGUGCGUCUGGCACGUACAUUCGUGAAUCCGCGGAAUUUCGCAGACUUUUAUCAAUCCGAUCGUGACUCGUCUUAUCGUGCUUGUGUACGUACUCGAUCGAUCGUUCGUCUACGUACUCGUGGCCGUUUCAAAGUGAUCGUAAUCGUAACGAUCGAAUAGUGAGAAAUGUCAUAAAUCCAUGGUGUCCGCGUUCAUGCAGAUACGUGGGAGGGGGAGAGGAAGAGAGAUGUGUCGGUGGAUGAAUUACUACAAUUUGCUUAAUAGCUAAUAGACUGUUCGCGAUUCGAUUUUUUCCUCUGUUAGCGUUCUGGUGUUGAUUUCUGGCUGGGCGGUCUGUGUUCGAGGAACACGGGGCCGUGAAGAGAAGCAGAGCAGGAACACGCGAUGGUGCGGAUCACGUAGAAAAUAAGCCAGAUGUGACGGCUAAACGGGGACCCCGGACCUUGCGCACCAAAGUCCGGCGCUCUAGCCACAUUUCUCUGCGAGCACUGUGCGCCUAAACUUUGAAAAAUAAUUCGUCUGGUAUGCUUUUCGCGAGCUGUUCACGAUGCCCGCAUAUGCGACCAUACUGCCAUAUCUCAUCCUAGGAUUGUUAGGACCUACUUUAGGGCAUGAUGUCAAAGGUUCUUCGGUAUGUGAAUUUUAUAACGAAACACUAUGCACGGAGUCCCAGCAGGAGUGUUCGGGAAGGGAGGAGUGUGGUCCACAUGACCCAGGAAAAAGAAAUCAUUGUUAUGUAUUGUGGCAAAUUGAUAAUGUCACGAAAAAAUCUAUAAUUAAAUUAAAGGGAUGUUUUCUGGAUAGUAAUGACUGCUAUGACAGGCCACACUGUAUCGAGAACAGUGCAGAGAGGAAAAAGGAGUUAUUUUUCUGUUGUUGCGAUGGCAAUAUGUGUAACCAGAAUUUUACAUGGGAUCCCCACCCCACAUCCUCCUCCAAACCUAUCCAACCUUAUGUUAUUCAUGAAUCAGAACCCGUUCCAAACACAGAACAACAAAUAAUUACACUUGUCUUAUCAGUAUCCAUACCCAUGUUCCUUCUUGCUAUUAUUUUACCAUUUUUGUAUUGGUGCUACCGACGUAGGAAGUUGGGAUAUUUCAACGAGGUUUGGAAGACAUAUGUACCGACGUUGGAACCUCUUCCGCUGCCACAGCCAUCUCCCAACUUAGGAUUGCGGCCGAUCCAACUUCUGGAGAUCAAAGCUCGCGGCCGUUUCGGAGCAGUCUGGAAGGCACAACUGAAAAACGAGAUUGUUGCUGUCAAGGUGUUCCCUAUACAGGACAAACAGUCUUGGCAAACCGAGCAAGAGAUCUUCAAGCUUGCGCACAUGGAUCACGAAGAUAUAUUACGUUUUAUAGGCGUCGAGAAGAGGGGGGACAAUUUGCAAACGGAAUUCUGGUUGAUCACUGCCUAUCAUGAGAAAGGUUCGCUGUGCGACUAUUUGAAAGCAAAUGUCGUCACGUGGCCUGAAAUGUGUAGAAUAGCAGAAUCUAUGGCAAGAGGUCUGAUGCACCUACACGAAGAGAUACCAGCCAACAAAGCAAACGGUUAUAAACCUGCUGUGGCUCAUAGAGAUUUUAAGUCGAAGAACGUUUUGCUGAAAGCCAAUAUGAGUGCCUGCAUAGCAGAUUUUGGCCUGGCACUGAUAUUCCAUCCUGGAAAGCCCUGUGGCGAUACACAUGGACAGGUUGGAACAAGGAGGUACAUGGCACCAGAAGUAUUGGAAGGUGCAAUUAAUUUUACGAGGGACUCAUUUUUACGGAUCGAUAUGUAUGCUUGCGGUCUUGUGCUCUGGGAAUUAGCUUCUCGAUGCACCGUACAAGAUGGACCAAUUGGAGAGUAUAGAUUACCAUUCGAGGAUGAAGUGGGGCUUCAUCCAACGUUAGAGGACAUGCAAGAAAGUGUUGUGCACAAGAAAGAAAGGCCACUUAUUUUAGAAACGUGGCGCAAACAUGCUGGACUUCAAUCAAUAUGUGAUACAAUGGAAGAGUGUUGGGAUCACGAUGCUGAAGCGCGUCUUUCAGCUUCUUGUGUAAUGGAAAGAGUUGCUACAUUGAGUAGGACGCUUGUUUUAAAUUCGUCGACGUUAAUAAGAGUUGAUAAUACCAACGAGACUAUCACCACUAAGGAAUCUAGUAUGUAGUCGAUCUAUGUGUAUUAUAGCUUUAGUUACAUUGCACAACCAUUUUCUGUAUCAUAAAAUAUUUUUACGUAUCACAUCAAUGAGGAAUGUUCAAAUAUUUGCGUGUGGUUUUGUGAUCAUUUUUCUCUGCUUUUCUAUCGACUUCUACCUUUCUUGAUAAGAAUUUUAUAUGUAAAAUUAAAUUUAAGAACUUGUUUCGUUUAACAUAUAUCAUUCAGAUUUAGAAUGCUAUCAUAAAAAUCAUUAACAUCACGUUUUGUGACCAGUGUUAUGUACGAAGUAUUUAGUUUGUUGCUAUUAUAUGUUCAUAGCUGUCUUCAUUAACGGAGAAUCGAAUCAUAAGGUGAAUUAUGGAUUAAUGGUGUGAGAAACAAUUUAUUGCCAAAGGUUCCUAGCUUUCAUAAUCUUUUAAAAUAUAUAUGUUUCACACACAUGAAUCUUACGCAGCUAUCGAAUCGCUAUCACGAUUUUUAUUUGUUACUAGUACAUUUGGAUCUAAAAGUAUCUUCUUUUAAUACGAGCCGAUCACAUUCCUCAUUGAUGUAAGGCAGCCAUGCAAUGAUUGUUCAGAGAUAACAAGAUGAACAAAGAAAAAAAAAAUGGAAACACUAGCCAAGUGAAUUUCAAUAAUUCUGUAGAGUGGUAUCGUAUGUGAAUUGUUAUAAAAAAGAUGUCUUGACAACCUUAUACAAAGUACCUGGUAGGAACAGACGAGUUAACUGAUUGGAAGCCAUGAGGAAUUUAUUAGGACUUUGCACGAAAUAAAUGAGCUAACUCUGAUUAUUUUGCAUUUUUGUAACAUACUAUAUUUAAGACGACUAGCUUACUUCACGGAACAAGAUUUUCUCCAUGAACUUAACUUCAUUGAAUACUUUGCUCAAACAAUUUCCGAGGACGAUACAUCUUUAUUGAAUUAUGUCUGUUUUUCUACUCUUACUGCCUCUAAGUCAUUCAAGUGGUAAUAGUCAUUGCAUCAGCCUGUACAUACAUACGUUAGACGCAUUAAAUAAUCAAAAUUAACGCCACGUUCACGUUCAUGGAUUAAAUUUGAUCGAGCGAAGUAACAGUCUUCCUGUUAACAUUUUGCUUCGAUUAUGCUAGUUUAUUUGUGAAAGUACACAGUUUUUCUCGAACAUGCUAAUUCUCUAGUUCGUACGAGAAGCGAGUCUUGUAUCCAGUGUACAUACAUUGGAUACGGAAGGCCUUGAAUACGUAAUUAUUGUAUAUUAUUUAUGUAUUAAUAUUUAACGAAACGGAGCAUCUUGCUUGAACCAACGUUCUACAGUUCACAUAAACGUCUCUAAACAAUCGCCAAGCUCUUGAUUCGAAACGCGCGUUCACGUUCAUUUGAUCUAACACACUUUCAUUUAUUUAUUUAUAAUAUAAAUCCCAAUGAAUAUUCGCUGAAGAGUUGACGAAUCUAAUGGUUUCAAUUCAGACAAUACUCCUUUUGGACAUUCAAGAUUUUAUAAUACAUUGUCUUUACUUUCAAUGUCCUUCCAACUCUUUUCUAUUAAAGACUGCAUAACCAGACUGGAUAAGUUUACAAAGUAUUUAAUAAUAUCUCAAUCGAUUGUCAACCUGUGGUAAUAAUACUCGGAACUAUGUGAUAGAACACUUUACUCUGUGUUGAAUCUUAAUGAUACGAAGGAAAAGCAAUAGCCGUUCAAGAUGCACGUUUCAAAUAACCCAGGUUUAUUUAAAUUAUCGUGUUACCGAGUCAAUUUUCAAACAUAUAUCUUCUACUUGCUCCAAGUUGUUUCAAUUAGGACUGCCAUAGUAAAAAUGUAUAAGGAGCUCCCUCCCGUAUCUUUUUCCUAUGCGAACGCUUCAUAAAAUAACUUCACGACUCUAAAUUAGUUGAACGUCAUUCAGAACGGUGUAAUUGCACUACAAGCUGUGAUAAUAAUUGUGCGGAUUAAAUGUUGUAUUAACGUAAACGAGGCCUAAUUACAUUUCGACUCUCGAUCGUAAUCGGAGCAAGUAGAGGAUGGUGAUUGUUGUGUCUUUGACAUGAUGGGCUUUAACAGUGCCAAAAGGGUAACAAGUACAUGCACACAAUAGAGCUUCUUCGUCUUUAUAUGUUCGUUUCUAGUUGCGUAAGACACGUUGGGAUCGGUAACGUGUAACUAUUAAUCUUAAAGUACACGAUGUUACGAAUGGUUGAUUAACCCAUGGGUGAUUGUAUAGUAUUAUGUUUAUUUUAUAGAGGAUACAGAUCUUUAUGUAUAAUAUUCAACCGUACGGUACAGCGUAAUUGUAAUAAUGUUAAGCGAUCGGGGAUAUCAUAGAGCACAGAGUUUAUUUAACACAGUUACCUUAACGAGACAGUCGACCAUACGAUGAUUCUGUACAUUUGAAUCGACCAUGGGUUAACUCCUUCUAUUAUCUAGAUUUAAAACAGAUUUUUGGACUUUUACAUAUCGAAAAGGCAGGCAGCUGCAUUCUUUAAAGAAAUUCCAUUAUAAAUCUCUCUUCUUUUUUAAUUUCCUACUAUAUAUAAAUAUAUAUGAUGUAUAUGUUGAGAAUUUUAUUUGUAAAAAUCAUGUAAUAAGGAUAGCCUAAUCUCAUCAUUGCUAAUUGUUGCAAACAAGAAAAAAGAAAAAGAAAAGUCUCUGUGUAAAAAGUUAGGGAAACGAUGCAUUUGACGAAAAAUGUCAGUCUGUCGAAACGGAGGCUGAUGAUACAAAUAAAACGUUUGUUUGUAAUAAAACGAGGACAAAAAAAGCAGCUUUUCAAUUUUAUGAUCAGUAGUGUAUAGACUAAUACUAUCAUAAAAUUCACAUAGAGUGCAAUGGUGAGGUAUUCUGUAUUUUGAAACUCCUUGUAAAUAGGUAGAUAUACAAAUCAUAGACAAUGCGUACAACGUAUCAUGCCACAUUGCUUGUCUCUUAAAGGAAUCAUAUCCCAUCAGUAUAAUAUGAAAGUUAGGUUUUAAUAUUGACAGUACCAUAAUGGCAUUCCAGUCACUUAUAAUAUACUGUAUAUUAAUGUAAAUCAAUAUUGUAACUUGUGACUUUUAGCAUAUGAAAAUUCUUAUCGGUAUCGUCGGUGCAGAUAUAAUUAAAGAUUUUGAUUAAAAAAUAGAAAUUACGAUACGCUCUUCAUCAUCUUCUGUCAUCUAAAAUAAUCAUACUGAUUUUUCCGCCGCAAUUAAUUGUACUAAUUGGCUUUGUUUUAUAUAAUAGGAGGAUCAACAAUUUGUUAAAAUCGUGUUUGUAAAAACGGUGAAUGUCUUUUUUGUAAUUUAGCAUUAAAGUGAUGAAAUACUUCCAAUGCUACGAUCAGUUUCAUAACAAGCAUAACAUAACGCAUAAUUUGGUAUCAACAUCUACUUUCUGACACUGUUGUUAAUCUUAGCAGUUCAUUAGAUGGUAACUGUUUUCAUGAGACUAUUUGUUCAACUGUGGACCCUCUUUUAAUUAAUUGUACCGUAUUAUAAUGCAGACUGAUGAGACAUAUCUGUCUGCAUCCAGUCUAACAGGAAUAAAAAGAGAUUGUACAUAAACUUUAGUAAGAUGUAAUUUAGCGGAUAAGAGCAUUAAAGAAAGAAAUUAACAGAAUUUUCUCGAUUAUCGUUUAAUAGUUAAAUAUGAAUCAUAGCAAUAGAAUGUUCCUACGCACAUUGGAUGUAACCGUUUUCAAAAUUUUUGUAACGAUGGCCUGACAAGUUUUAUAUGGCGCAGGUGUACGAGAUCGUUACUUUAAGAGAAGCAAUUGAAUAAAAUGUAUUAAUUUUA